Molecule: messenger RNA, 1326 nt
Organism: Prunus armeniaca (apricot)
Lineage: Eukaryota; Viridiplantae; Streptophyta; Magnoliopsida; Rosales; Rosaceae
Source: the annotation of a GenBank genome assembly
AUGGCUCCAUUGAAGAGCGAUUCUCCCAUCUCUCGUCGCAUCGUACGUUCCUUCUUGGAUUUCCUCAACUCAGUUGAACCAGCUUCUGGUGUUGAUCUUGAAAGCCUUGAGGUUGCAAAGGAAUGCUUGCAGGAGACUUUUAAGCUUAAUAUACCUGCUACUGAUGAUUGGAUUAAACCCGUUUCGUUGGUUGAUAUUUUUAGUUCACUGGAGUUGAACAAGCUUCAGGAGAAUAAUUCUGAUCAUGGUCAUGGAUCGAGCUCAGUUGAUGCUCCUAGUUCAUCAGCCGCUCAGGGUUCUGCCGAUGCCAAUCUUUCAAAGGCAUCAAAAUCUCUGGGUGAAGAUUUGACAAGUAAAGACCAUGCAUUAGGGGAGUCCAAAGAUGCACUCUUUGGGCAAUUCUUUUCUGCCCUUGAGAGAAGUCUCUAUUUUAAGACCUUGCCUGAUGGUAAUGAUGACCCAGUCAGAUUAGACAAAGCGACUAAUUUAUUCCAUGAUGCUUUAGCUGAGAUGGAAAGAUCUGGAUGCUGGGAAUUCAGUCCUAAAAAUCUGGCAGAGACCUUGAAAUCACAAGGUAAUAAGGCCAUGCAAUCAACGCUGUACCCCAAGGCAAUUGAGUUGUAUGACUGUGCCAUUGCACUUUGUGAAAGUAAUGCUGUUUACUACUGUAACAGGGCAGCGGCUUACACUCAGAUGCACAAAUAUACUGAAGCAAUCAGAGAUUGCCUUAAAUCCAUUGAAAUCGACCCCAAUUAUAGCAAGGCAUACAGUCGUCUGGGAUUAGCUUAUUAUGCACAAGGGAACUACAGUGAUGCUAUUGAGAAAGGAUUCAAGAAAGCAUUGCUAUUGGAUCCGGGCAAUGAAGCUGUCAAAGAAAAUAUACGGGUGGCUGUUCAGAAAUUGAGAGAGGAACAACAACGAGCAGAAUCUGGUCAGAACACAAGUUCGUUUAGUAGUAGCAGUGCUUCAGAACACCCCAACCAGUCUACAGGAGGGUCGAGAAGCCAUGCUGCACCUCCUCCGUUUGGUUCUAUGCCGUUUAACACAGGUGCUCUUCCUGCUGAAUUUGCAAAUAUGUUUAUGAACAUGGCUGCAAAUGCGUACCAAGGACAACAUUCUCCAGAUAACCAAGGAGAUGAUAGCAGUACCGAGGGAUUUGAUGAACCAGGAAUAAGGAUUGGGGGUAACAUCAAUUUCAAUUUCGGAGAACAAAUGCCCGAGGAACUAAGCGGAGCUUUGAGAUCAGUGAUGGAAAUGUUUUCCGGAACAACAGCAUCUCAGGGAAAUUCACAAGAUACUACAAAUGAAAGACCAAGGCCGAACUAA